AUGGAUUUUCUGAAGAAGUCCGGGAAGUCAAAUGAAAUGGAUCAUUGUGUUGACGUUGAAGUAGAGGGAGCCGUCAUUUGGCCAGAAGUUGCUACAGUCGUGACUUCUGUAGAAGGUGUUGGUGAAGAGGACGUUUGGCUAGUAACUUCUUCAGUCGUGACUUGUGUAGAGGGUAUUAGUGAGGAGGACGUUUGGCUCGUAGUUCCUACAGUUGUGACUUCUGUAGAGGGUGUUAGUGAGGAGGACGUUUGGCUCGUAGCUCCUACAGUUGUGACUUUUGUAGAAACAGUUGGUGUGGACGUUUGGUCAGAAGUUCCCGUAGUUGUGGCUUCCGUGGAAGUAGUUGGUGUGGACGUUUGGUCAGAAGUUCUCACAGUUGUGACUUCUGUAGAGGGUGUCAGUGAAGAGGACGUUUGGCUCGUAGUUUCUACAGUUGUGACUUUUGUAGAAGUAGUUGGUGUGGACGUUUGGUCAGAAGUUCCCGUAGUUGUGGCUUCCGUAGAAGUAGUUGGUGUGGACGUUUGGUCAGAAGUUGUCACAGUGACUUCGGGUGUCAGUGAGGAGGACGUUUGGCUCGUAGCUCCUACAGUUGUGACUUUUGUAGAAACAGUUGGUGUGGACGUUUGGUCAGAAGUUCCCGUAGUUGUGGCUUCCGUAGAAGUAGUUGGUGUGGACGUUUGGUCAGAAGUUCCCGUAGUUGUGGCUUCCGUAGAAGUAGUUGGUGUGGACGUUUGGUCAGAAGUUCCCGUAGUUGUGGCUUCCGUAGAAGUAGUUGGUGUGGACGUUUGGUCAGAAGUUCCCACAGUUGUGACUUCUGUAGAAACAGUUGGUGUGGACGUUUGGCUCGUAGUUCCCCUAGUGCCAAUCUUCAGCGCUGGUCGAGCAUGCCAGGUCGUUUGGUAA
Messenger RNA from Cooperia oncophora, 903 nucleotides. Lineage: Eukaryota; Metazoa; Nematoda; Chromadorea; Rhabditida; Trichostrongylidae. The record is from the annotation of a GenBank genome assembly.